Molecule: messenger RNA, 2601 nt
Organism: Peniophora sp. CBMAI 1063
Lineage: Eukaryota; Fungi; Basidiomycota; Agaricomycetes; Russulales; Peniophoraceae
Source: the annotation of a GenBank genome assembly
AUGACGCGCAAGAAGAACUCCUCCGCUUCACACAAACGUGGUCGCCCGACAAAGCUUGGACCGGCCCAAUGCGCACACUGCAACGACAGACAGCCUCUCUACAACGGGAAACGCGACGACAGAAAGACGACCCAAAGAAUCAUGUCCGAAUUCCUCGACUCCGAAACCGUGCUGUUCUUCUCCGUCUUUGGAUGGGUCAACCCUCUGCGUUCAUUCAACCACAUCAAUGUUGAACCGAGCGCGGAAGAUAUUUCCGCGCGCAAGGCAGAGGCGGAGGAAGCCAGGAAACAGGCCAAGAGCGACGCUGGGAGCGACGUGCACAAGAAGCGGGAUAAGUUGGUCAAGUAUGUGCGCACGCUCUUGGCGCAGCGAUUCGCAAACAAAUACGCUGGCCGCGACAAGAAGGCCACCGUUAUGCCGAAUAACACGGCGGCCCCGGCCAACAGCUCUGGCUCCGGCUCCGAUAUUCUCAAGCUCCUUUUCAAAUUUCUGGAACGGCCAAGCCCUAAGCAUCUUUGCAAGGUCUGGGCGAAUUCACAACCUGGCUUCGAAGCAGAAGUGGACCGAAGACUCCCAGAGGUACGAUCGGAGAAGGGGAACCCCAAUUACGCGCGCAUUGGGCUCUGGAACACGAUGGCUCGCUGCGGCUAUGAGGAGAGUAGUGAAGCAGAGAAGGAGCAAACCUUCAGGAAAGCGCAGGAUAUGUUGGAGAGAGAGAUGAAGAGCUGGAGGGCCGGUCUGGCUCUGCCGGAGACAAUAGAGGAGGGGAUCAGCUUCAUGGUAACAGCGCAACCUUUCUUAGAGGAGCUCAUGCAAUUCUUCGCGGACCGCUGUGGCGGCAUGGCUGUCAUGAUCCUGGCUGGUUCAGGGAAUGUUGUGUUGUCGCAAGGAACAUGCGAUAUAGCUGGAAAACCGAAGAUCCUCUAUGGCGAUAUUGAGGGCGAGCGACCGCUACUGAGAGGACUGGCUCAACGGGUUCACACACAAGCGUGCCUGGUCUCCGGUAAGCCGAGAAUCACAUAUUCUUUGACGAAGGUUGAACACCAGUCAGAGUCCAGAUGGGGCGUUUCUCUCGCGCGCCGCGCGCCAUCCACACCCUGUCAUGUCGAAGCAAAUAAGGACACGAGUGCUACAGAGGGCACGCAAGACACACCUUUACCUUCGCUGAUUAGUCCUUACGCUGCGGCCUCAAUCACACCAAUUCAUCUGGAGGACGACGACGGCGAGGAAGGGGACGACUGUGACGCAACCGUAGCUAUUGGUGUAGCGACCUCCCGACCACACAAGGCAACUGCUUUGACUGUGUCCCCCGCCGUAGAAAGUGUAGACGACUCAGUACGCUUACAGUUCGAUGGCGAUGACGCUGGCUUGGCCGACGAGAGCUAUCUAGGCCCCAUGUGGUCAGGGAUCGACAUAGUCGCCGACGAGGCUUGCUCUGUUGCUCGAGAAACGGAGAGCGCGCGUGCGACAGUGGACGUGAAUGCCGUUUGGGUGAAUACGGACGCGAGUGCAGAGGCCUGGCCCGGCGUCGAAGCAUCUUCUGGCGCGCAUGUCGUGGUUGUGGACGAACAUGAACCGCCGCAUCCCCCAAGACCCCGCCCAAAGGCUAGACGGCAUGCGACUCGAACAGAUCCGGCGGCCCCUACGAGCCCAGUCUCGACGUCCUCCGAUACAGUUCAAUCCGGCAUGGGCAUCGAAAUAAACGCCGCGCCCCUUACGGGAAGGACCGCACCGUUGGCUUGUAUGACUGAGAAGCCAAAUUGCAUAACAGCGUCAGGUGACAGCGUCGUCAAUAGCUUCGACGCCGGACGGGUAGAUGAGGAUGCCAAUACGCCAGUUCCUCGGCCGACGGGCAUCGCACAAGAGAAUAGGCCAUCGAUAUUCACGUUCCAACAGAGCACUCGUCAUUCUCUUUCAAGCGAUGAGGCAGCUUACACGAGAGGCGUCGCUAAAGACGGGGCAGAGCUUGAGAGGAGAAAGCCGUGGUUUGCUGGAAGGGGAAUGACCGCCUUUUUCCUCGCUGUCCCACAGAAGCUGAAGGAGAGGGUCAAUCUUGAGGUUGCCUUUGACAUGGUACGCGCGUACUUGACGUUUGAAUCGAGCAACGCGGCGGAAGGGACGCUUAAUGUACGGAGAUACGUGGCCAAUGGCCAGCCGCAGCCAGAGUACGUUGCGUCGCUUCAGCAGAAGAGCAUAGCCAAGAUAACGAGGGUUACGUGGAGCAAGAUGGCUCAACCAGGCAUGCGUCGCAUGCCUGCCGAACUAGACGUGGAUGUCGGAGUGUCCCUAGCACAGCAAUGGAUUCAUCAACAACCCGAUGCGCGUCGUACAGGGGAUGGGAGGUUGAGCAACGAGGCUCACACUGAGAUGAACUGGGAGAAGCGCCUUACGCCUGGUCCGUUGGGAGUGAGGCUUCUGGUGCAGACUUUGCUUUGUUGGGGAUCGAAGAUCGACACAGAGGCGAGGUUGGAAAGGGUGGAGUGGGAAAAGUUGGCGCGGGACUUCGCGGACGUCAUGGCGCUUUUAGCUUGUCAGGCGGGCCCCUACGAGAUGCCGGCGACGGACGAAGGAGCGACGGACGUCGGAAAGCGUAUCAAGUAA